UGGCUAUUAUUUUUAAUCAUAUUUAGAUAUUUCAACUGGUAAACAAUAUACACAUUUUUUAUUUUAUACUAAAAUCGGAUAAACCAAUGUCAACCGCUGCCUACAAGGGACUGAAGGGGGUGCUGCUCGAUCUCAGCGGCACACUCCAUAUUGACAACGUAGUGACACCGCGCGCGAUUGAGGCACUAGCAAACCUGCGCACAGCGGGUAUCAGCGUGCGGUUUGUGACAAACUCAACCAAAACCAGCGACGAGCGCCUGUACAACAAGCUCACAAGACUCGGGUUUGCGCUCGACCGCAGCGAAAUAUUUACUUCACUCAGUGCUGCCAAAAGACUAGUCAAGGAGCGCAACCACCGACCACUCCUGCUUCUAGAGGACAACGCCCUGGAACAAUUCGCGGAUAUUGACCAGUGCGCACCAUACACUGCCGUGGUGGUGGGCCUGGCGCCAUCGAAAUUUGAUUACGCGCAUAUGAACCAGGCAUUUGGAGCGCUCCUCUCGGGCGCUGAACUUGUCGGCAUUCACCGUGGAAAGUACUAUGCAGAGACGGAGAACAAACUGUCAAUGGGGCCUGGCGGAUUUGUGGCUGCGCUCGAGUAUGCGGCGGAUAAAAAAGCGAUAUUGGUUGGAAAGCCGAUGAGGGAGUUUUAUGAGCUGGCGCUUAAGGACAUGGGGCUGCUUGGAUCGCCAGGGUCCGUGGCCAUGAUUGGCGAUGACGUGCUUGCGGACUUGGGCGGUGGUGCGCAGGAUCUCGGGCUUGUGCGCUUCUUAGUGCGCACGGGAAAGUACCGAUCCAACGAUGAGGAAAAGGCUCAAGAGCCAUUGGAUGGCGUGUUUGACUCGUUUGCGGAUAUUGUGGAUGCCAUGGUUAGUUGAAGGAUAACCAAAUAGAUAUAUUGUCGUUUUACAGGAGCAUCGGAUGCAAGAGAAAAAGUGGAAAAAAACGAAGUGAAUCAAAACGAUUAACGAUUAGACAUAAUUGGGCCUAAAGCUGGGCCUUGGCCGAAAGGGGUGACUCGGGAGCCUCAGAGGCAGAUGUGCUCUUAGCAGAGACAGGCGACUCGGGAGCCUCAGAGGCAGAUGUGCUCUUAGCAGAGACAGGCGACUCGGGAGC
Kickxella alabastrina is the source of this 1116-nucleotide messenger RNA. Its product is annotated as HAD-superfamily subfamily IIA hydrolase. The record is from RefSeq and is a predicted model, not a curated record. Gene Ontology annotation, biological process: dephosphorylation. The coding region runs from base 87 to 878 and encodes 263 amino acids. The transcript has a single exon. Gene Ontology annotation, molecular function: phosphatase activity. Lineage: Eukaryota; Fungi; Kickxellomycota; Kickxellomycetes; Kickxellales; Kickxellaceae.